UUGAUGAACAAAAUGAGUGAAGAAUGAGCUUAAAAACGAGAUCUUAAAAUUAAUAACCUAACGAAACUGUUACAACAAUAGUGGAAUAUGGACUCAUCCGUUAUACUUCUUUGUUUGUUCUAUACACUCAGUAAAGUGGAGUUGUAUGUUCACAAGCGAGAGAUUUGUGCAAUGAGCAAAUGUCAAUGCAAAUGCCAAAACAGUUCUGAUUAAAUCGGGAUCUUUACCAAAACGAAUUUACACACAAUGACUUCGAUGGUAGCCUGGCGGUGCUUUGCAGGGCAAGUAACUCUAUCCCUGCUGAUUGCGCAGAAUGUUUUUCCUGCAUCCAGCGAUUUCUUUCUUUAUGUUCUAGAUAAUUUUAUGUAGAAUGCAAUGUAAAUUCCCUGACGUUUAUCAAAGUAGCGAGAAGCAGCAAUACUCGUUUAACUCUCGAAACUAUAGUGCUUGUAUUCAGGGGUUAGUUCUCAAAACCAAAAGUAAACCUGACAGUUAAAAAGAUACUUCAGUAUUGUUCAUACAGUCGCUUAGAUUGUGACGUCACAUGGGGGCUCGUUAAAAGAAAGACAUGAAAUUGAAUGCAGUCAUUUGGUGGAAUAUCUUGGACCGCCAGAUUACUUUUGCCGGGCUUAUUUCUCGCGCAAGUCCAAAGCUUCGUGGGCAGGCAGUAUACAGAUGCCUCAAGAUAUUGGUCAAUUUCAAGAAGAGGCCGGUCCAUUAAUUCCUGAAACACAAGUUUCCUAGAUAUCUAAAAGACCUUGUAGGAAAGUGAAGAGCUACAAUUUUAAAGCACCAACUGCAUCUGAACAAGAUCCGAGGAUAAAUGACUGAAGGCUUAAAAAGGUUUGGUGGGGAACUCUUUGAUGCAAAUAUCGUGUCAAAGCCAACUGUCUGUGCACGUGGAAAGUUAUUUUUAUAUACACACAGUUGAAAUGGUGUAUGGUCCAUUACCUUUGACCCUUGAAACUGUGCUAAUCGUACAGACCAGUUUGAUUGUUGGAUUUAACAGUGCUGUCUGGUUCCUGUUCUUAAAGCGCCGUAAUCUGCGAAACAAGUCUAAUUAUUUCAUGGCCUCACUCUCCGCAUCGCAUCUUUUCCUCGGGCUGUUCGGUAUACCUUGCUAUGUAUCAUCUCGAAGGAAAAUGAAUUCCACUCUCGUUUUAUGUACAGAGGUUUUCUACUACUUCCUGUGUUCCUCGAUUCUUAACAUGUACCUGGUUACUUACGAACGCUAUCUAUCAAUAAUGAAACCACUCUAUUACCAUCGGCGCAUGAGCAACACGUUUGUGGUAGCAGCGAUCUGCACAGCAUGGCUGCUUCCGAGCGUGCCCAUUACAGUUGACGCAUUAUUUAGGACUACGAUGAGAAUGCAUCGUUUCUCCACUGGCUACCUGGUUUAUCAUUGGAUGCAAACGCUGACGUUCCUGGUUAUAUUUCUGUUACUUGCAGCAGUGAACACGGCCAUGUUUCGUGUCGCCAAAAGACAGCUCCAAGCAAUACAGGCAGCUCAUGUCAUGAACUCAACAAUCCACCGACGACUUAGCGGACAGUCCAAUAGGCGAGAAAAAAGAACAACUUUUUUCUUUGUUUAUAUCGUUACUACAUUUGUGGUGUUCUGGCUUCCCAGGAUUGGAUGUGAAGUCUACGAACUUGUUCAUUACAAAAUUUUGGAUCACACCGACCUUGACGUUGUAACUUUGUGUAUUGCUCUUCUCAAUCCAAUAUUCGACCCUCUUAUUUAUCUGUUUUUCAAAGCCGACUUUAAGAGAGCAAUGCGAAAAAUGCUUCGUAGAAGAUAUAUGCUUCGCGCCCGUGUGUCUCCCGUUAGAAAUGUGUCACGGGUAAAUUAACUUUAACUAGAUCUAGAUUUAA
Molecule: messenger RNA, 1872 nt
Organism: Orbicella faveolata
Lineage: Eukaryota; Metazoa; Cnidaria; Anthozoa; Scleractinia; Merulinidae
Product: 5-hydroxytryptamine receptor 6-like
Biological process (GO): G protein-coupled receptor signaling pathway
Cellular component (GO): plasma membrane
Molecular function (GO): G protein-coupled receptor activity
Source: RefSeq, a predicted model, not a curated record